Molecule: messenger RNA, 5227 nt
Organism: Oncorhynchus tshawytscha (Chinook salmon)
Lineage: Eukaryota; Metazoa; Chordata; Actinopteri; Salmoniformes; Salmonidae
Gene: tbx18
Product: T-box transcription factor 18
Biological process (GO): regulation of transcription by RNA polymerase II; cell fate specification; morphogenesis of embryonic epithelium
Cellular component (GO): nucleus
Molecular function (GO): RNA polymerase II cis-regulatory region sequence-specific DNA binding; DNA-binding transcription factor activity, RNA polymerase II-specific
Source: RefSeq, a predicted model, not a curated record
AUUUACAAACGCAGUAUUUGUGUUUAGUGAUUCCGCAAGAUCAGAGGCAGUAGGGAUGGCAACGCAUAAUAUUGAUAGGUGUUUGAAUUUGCAACUAGCUCUCACAGUCUCAUAUCAGAAUGAGACGUUCAACCACAUUUCAAAGUGGUUAAGGUUUAUAACUUUAUAUCGCUGGAUUUGAACUUGCAACCUUUGGAAUCAGCUGCUUACGACCACCCGCCAUCCCUGUCUACAAGGCCUAGCAAAACUGAAACCCAAUUGAAGGUAACAGAACUCACUGUUGCCUCUAGUGGCUUGUUUCCACGUCAUCUCCCGACUUCCAUAGACAUGGAUGAAUGUCAAAUACUGACUUGUAUAAUGGGGGACCUGCCUGAGCAUUCAAAAUGUAACGGGUAAUUUUUGUGUCAGGGAAAAGGUAUGGGAGUAAAAAGUUUAUAUUUUCUUUAGGAAUGUGGUGAAGUAAAAGUAAACGUUGUCAAAAAAUAUAAAUUUCUCAAAAAACGACCCUAAGUAUUACAUUACUUCGUUAUUUUAUACCACAGCGACCUUGUACCCCAGCACAUUGACUCGGUACCACUACUGUACUGUACAGCCUCAUUAUUGUUAUUUUAUUGUGUUACAUUUUUGGGGGGGUAAUUGUCUUACUUUUUAAAGGUAGAUUCAGCGAUAUGAUGUACACGCAGAAAGUAAACAGUAUACUGGUCCAGUUGACUACCAUGCUGUAACACUGUGGCGGGAACCUGUGCACAUGCGUGCUGCUGGUGGCAACAUCAUUUCGCUGAGUCUACCUUAAUUCUGCAUCGUUGAGAAAAGGCUCAGAAGUAAGCAUUUCAUGGUAAAGUCUACACCUGUUGUAUGUGACAAAUACAUUUGAAGUCAAUUUGAUUUGGUUUCUCUAUAAGAGGGAUAUUAAGGUGUAAUAACACUGUCCGGUGGUUAUUGUGUCUGUCUUCCUCAGGGGGCUCCCUUGCGGGGGGGUUGUAACUGACAAAACAUGCAGAGCAUGUUGGGCGGUGGUGUGAGAAUACGCGCUCUGCACCGGGGCCAUGAUUCAUUCACGAGCCCCCUUCACCAUUUAACACCGGACAGCUCGAGGAGGUGGGACUUCGGUGAGAUCAGGGCUCAAUUGGACGGGAGGCAGAAUAAUUGACAGCUGACAGCCCAGCCCUACAGCAGCCCUCAGAUUAUUUACACUUUCUAAAACUGGGGCCACUGCGGUCCGCAUGCGCUCAGCUCACACACAUCAGAAGGUCUAUUUCACUUGCAGCUAACGUCUCAUAGCUGCGUCCAGUUGGAGAGAGAGAGAGAGAGAGAGAGAGAGAGAGAGAGAGAGAGAGAGAGAGAGAGAGAGAGAGAGAGAGAGGGGGAGAGAGUGUGUGUAUUUGGUCACUAGGACGGUAUGUACGGUGCCCCAAAGUCAGUCCUGAACGGGCCGUAGCUCAAGGAGAGAGAGGAGCGUCCGCUAUUACGGUGGAGGCCCUUGGGGUGAACUUUUCACUUCAUUUCACUUCUGUUUAGAGUGACUUUUUCCUUAUUUCCUUUCCUGCGCCUCUCCCUGGUCGGGCGGUUGGUGGAAUGGCAGAGAAGCGACGCUCCCCGUGCACUCUGAGCGUCAAGGCGCACGCGUUCUCGGUGGAAGCUCUGAUCGGGUCGGAGAAGAGACGGAAGCUCGGGGAGGACGACACUAGGGUGUGCUUUCUCGAGGAGGUCACGGAGGUGUUGGAGCUGCCCAGUAACGGAGGGGAGAGAGAGGAGAGGGCGUGCAACCGCGCCAGCGACCGGGGCAGUGAGAUAGAGUGCGUUAGUGACGGCUCCCUGGAGAGCUGUGACGUGCUGUUGGAAAGCCCCCACCCAGAGGCCCGAGCCCAGCGUGCGCCACCGGUAACAGUAACGGUUCCCGGAGAGGAGAUGCGCGUGGACUUGCAGGGCUCCGACCUGUGGAAACGGUUUCACGAGAUCGGUACAGAGAUGAUAAUCACGAAGGCUGGCAGACGGAUGUUCCCCGCUAUGCGCGUGAAGAUCUCGGGUCUGGACCCCCACCAGCUGUACUACAUUACCAUGGACAUUAUCCCCGUGGACAACAAACGAUACAGGUACGUGUACCACAGCUCCAAGUGGAUGGUCGCGGGAAACGCGGACUCCCCAGUGCCGCCGCGUGUAUACAUCCACCCGGACUCUCCGGCUUCCGGUGAAACGUGGAUGCGUCAGGUGAUCAGCUUCGACAAACUCAAACUGACCAAUAACGAACUGGAUGACCAGGGACAUAUCAUCCUCCACUCCAUGCAUAAGUACCAACCGCGAGUGCAUGUGAUUCAUAAGGAGCGUGGCGAGGAGCUGUCUCAUGUUAGAGCCGUUCCCCAGGGAGACGGAACCAGAACACUCAGCUUCCCAGAGACCACCUUCACCACUGUCACCGCAUACCAGAACCAACAGAUCACCAGGUUGAAGAUUGACAGGAACCCAUUUGCUAAAGGCUUCAGAGACUCAGGCAGAAACCGGAUGGGUCUGGAGGCUCUAGUAGAAUCCUACGCUUUCUGGCGUCCGUCUCUAAGAUCCCUGACAUUUGAAGACAUCUCUGGAAUUAAGCAAGGAGCCCCGGGGCCCCAUGGAGGUGUUGGAUCGCCUCACCUGCUCUCCUCCUCUCCUUGCUCCUCCCCCUUUCAGGUAUGGCCUCUCUCUCCCCCGGACUACACCUGCAGCCGGCCGACACACACACCCCUACAUCGCUACAGUAACCUCCCCGAGCCUUUCCCCUCUCCUACGUCGCGAGGACCGUCAGCCUAUGACAGCGAAGGAUUCUGCUCUAUGUCCCUCCCUCCCUCUCAGAUUGGCUAUCUACAAAACCCUGCCCACCAGGGUUACGGAAGUCUCCGCCUCCACUCCCCCUUAGGUCUCUACGGUUACGCCUUCCCCCCCUCCCCCCGCCUCAUUGCCAGCCCAGACAAGAUGGCGGCUGCUUCUGCCGCUGCAGCCAAUCAGAACCCUUUUCUCGGCUCCUCACCCAGUGGAACCCUGGCGGACAGUCUGGGCAUGCUCAGUGGAGGCCAGCAGGCCAACUUCCUGUUUGACUCUCGGACGCUGGGAAUGGCUGGCAGCCAGUCAGGGGGAGGGGCUUCACAGGUCACUACCCACAUGGGCUGAGAAAUACUCCGACCCUGACCCCCAGGGUUGCUAUCGCAAAUAGCUGCUUUUCCGGGUAGGAAAUGGGUUUGGAACUCUGGAAUAAAUCACCAGCCAAUGAGGAUUGAUGAGACAUCUCACGGACCUAUGAGGAGACAGAGAGAGAUGGAGAGAUGGAGAGAGAGAAACAGAGCGAGACAGCUUUAGUGACGUUUGUGUGAGUGCUAAGAAAGAUAAAGAGAGACCGUCAAACUCCGCUGACUAAUGGGAUAUUGUUGUUGUUGUUGUUUGUAAGUAUGUUAUUAAAGGACUAAAUAAACAGAAGCUUCUGAGAGACUGAAACAGCUGCGUUGGAGGAGAUCUGGGGGUCUGAUACAAGUCUGGAGACCUGAGAGAAUAAACACACCCACCAACAAGCCCCGGAGCUGGAGCUUCAACAUCUGGAAGAAUCGGGAAAUAAACACUACGAACACUUCAGCACCUGUGGUUUCCUAUACAGCGUCUCUGAACAGUUAUAACCUCACACAGCUCCUAGGAACAGAGUUGACACAGUGAGAGGUCUCCUAUACAGCGUCUCUGAACAGUUAUAACCUCACACAGCUCCUAGGAACAGAGUUGACACAGUGAGAGGUCUCCUAUACAGCGUCUCUGAACAGUUAUAACCUCACACAGCUCCUAGGAACAGAGUUGACACAGUGAGAGGUCUCCUAUACAGCGUCUCUGAACAGUUAUAACCUCACACAGCUCCUAGGAACAGAGUUGACACAGUGAGAGGUCUCCUAUACAGUGUCUCUGAACAGUUAUAACCUCACACAGCUCCUAGGAACAGAGUUGACACAGUGAGAGGCCUACUGAGAUAUAUGAAUGCUGUUAUAAAGGACUGUAUUCCCAUGCCAAAGAUACAGUGUCAGUCAAUCUGCAAUGUUUCCCUAUUCCUUAUGUAGUGCACUUCUCCUGGCUGGAAACCUAUAAAGCAGCCCUAUGAAGCUCUGGCCUAAAGUAGUGCACUAUACAGGGAAUAGGACUCUGGCCUAAAGUAGUGCACUAUAUAGGGAAUAGGACUCUGGCCUAAAGUAGUGCACUAUAUAGGGAAUAGGACUUACAUCACAUGUUGUGUGUGUGGCAUGUUUUAAUUAUUUGACAUAGAGGUGUCAUAACUGCUUAUAACCUUUAUACAUAAUGAACUGUGUUAAUGGUGGGUCAUGUGACCUAACGCACUUACUGCCAACACACACACAUGCACGCACACACACACACACACACACACACACACACACACACACACACACACACACACACACACACACACACACACACACACACACACACACACACACACACACACACACACACACAUUUCCUGCCAACCCACAGCGUUCUGCCUGGCCUCUGUCUAUGCCGGACAAGCAGCUUCAUGAGCCAAAAAAAACAAUAAAAAGUAUAAUAUUAUUACACACUAACCAUCAGAGAACCUGUUUCACACAGAUCCUUUUUGUAAUAUAUCAAGCAUCAAAUAUGUGUGAGUGAGAGAGAGAGAAAUAUGUGUGUGUGUGUAUGAAUCUCAGAAACAGAAGUCCAAACCCUUGUAAACAGAACAUUUCAAAGGUUAAAGGUUAAGGUUUGGGAAGGCUUAAAACAAAAAGGCAACAAAUGUAAAACAAGUGUCUAUCUGCUGAACACGCAGAGCCAUAAACCAAGCAUCCUGACCUAUAUACUGAACUAAAAUAUAAACACAACAUGCAACAAUUUAAACAAUGUUAUUCAGUUAAUGUAAGGAAAUCAAUCAAUUGAAAUAAAUAAAUUAGGCCCUAAUCUAUGGAUUUGAAUACUGGGCAAGAGCGCAGCCAUUGGUGUGCCUGGGAGGUCAUAUGAGCCAGGCCCACCCACUGGGAAGCCAGGCUCAGCCAAUCAGAUUUAGUUUUUCCCACAAAAGGGCUUCAUUAAAGAGAGAAAUUCUCCUCAGUUUCAUCAGCUGUCCGGGUGGUUGGUCUCAGAAGAACCCACAGGUGAAGAUGCCUGAUGUGGAGACCCAGGGCUGGUGUGGUUACACGUGGUUUAUGGUUGUGAGGUCAGUUGGAUGUACUGACAAAUUCUCUAAAAGGAUGCU